CUGAACCCAAAAUGAAUUUGGAUUCAAAAUGAAUACUAUACAUAAAUAUAAAAUAUAUCUGAACCCAAAGUAUUAUCAGCUCAAUCAGUCCCGAACAUAUAUAAAAUCCGAACAGGACUAACAUUCCAAAUUUAAAAAUCCAAAAAUGCUAAAUUCGAACGGAUAUCGGAAUAUCUCUUAACCGAUCAAACAGACCAGAUUGCAAAUGCUUUUGUCAAACCAAACGCUAGACAUAGUCCUCCUCAAUAUUGAUGGAUAAAGAUGUAACUAUGCUAAAAUUAGCUUGGAAAUUUUUCCGAGAAGAAUGGAUGGUUAGGCGAUUUGAAGGAUAGGAGUUGAAAAAGGUGUAGUUUGAUAUUAAAGUAAGAGAGGCAUUAAUGGUUGUCCGAGUUAUUCUCCAUUGGCCCAUUCAAAUCAAAUUAAGAAUCUCUUCUUCCCCAAAAAAUUCAUUUUCUUGUUGUUCGUCUCACAAAAGUGGACAAAAACAAAACAUAACAAGAAGUCCCAUCUCUCUAAUCUCAUUGUUGUCUUAGGUUUACCUCCAUCAACCAAACGCAAUGGCUAACGCAGCGUCAGGAAUGGCGGUGGAAGACGAAUGUAAGCUCAAGUUUUUGGAGCUAAAAGCUAAAAGAAACUAUAGGUUCAUAAUAUUCAGGAUAGAUGGACAACAAGUGGUGGUUGAAAAGCUUGGAAGUCCCGAGGAGAACUAUGACGAUUUCUCAAAUUCCCUACCGGCUAACGAGUGCCGCUACGCUGUGUAUGACUUCGACUUCACCACUAAUGAGAAUUGCCAGAAGAGCAAGAUCUUCUUCAUAGCUUGGUCACCUGAUUCUUCGAGGGUGAGGAUGAAGAUGGUGUACGCGAGCUCAAAGGACAGGUUCAAGAGAGAAUUGGAUGGUAUUCAGGUGGAAUUACAAGCCACAGACCCGAGUGAGAUGAGUUUUGACAUCAUCAAAAGUCGUGCUCUCUAGAUUCAUAUAUGCCUGUCGCCUGAUCUCUUAUCUUAUAUGCAUAAAUGCUCCAUCAUCAUUAUUCAAAGAACUUCUCCAUGUUAUGUGUUAUGUAACUUUCUUGGUUUCAUUCCUUCUUCUUCUUCUUCCUCUUGACUAUUUUUAAUCUUUUUAUUUACAUAUUAAAUUGACUGGGUUUUAUACUUGGCUUUGGAGAAGCUUUAAAACCUGUAGUUUCUCGUGUAACAGCUGCAUAUUUUCGUUGAAAAAUAAAACAUAUUAUGUCUC
Molecule: messenger RNA, 1238 nt
Organism: Brassica rapa (field mustard)
Lineage: Eukaryota; Viridiplantae; Streptophyta; Magnoliopsida; Brassicales; Brassicaceae
Product: actin-depolymerizing factor 12-like
Biological process (GO): actin filament depolymerization
Cellular component (GO): actin cytoskeleton
Molecular function (GO): actin binding
Source: RefSeq, a predicted model, not a curated record